GUCGAAAAAACGACUGACUACCCUUCGGCUGAGUACUCUCUGGUGGAGGAUGUAGCCCUCCACUUCACGUGUUUGAUGGACAGACUGAAUGAGCAGCGCCUCUUUCAGCCGGACCUGUGCGACGUGGACAUCGUGCUGGUGCAGCACAAGAGCAUCUUCCCGGCGCACAAGGGGGUCCUGGCAGCCUACAGCCAGUUCUUCCACUCCCUCUUCACCCAAAACAAGCAGCUGCAGCGCGUGGAGCUCUCUCUGGAGGCCCUCACCUCGCAGGGCCUCCAGCAGAUCCUCAACUUCAUCUACACCUCCAAGCUCCUCGUCAACUCCUGCAAUGUGCAGGACGUGCUGAACGCGGCCGCCGUGCUGCAGAUGAACAACAUCGCCUCCUCCUGCCAGGACCUCCUGGACACCCGUUCGCUCAGCCUGGCCGCCGACAUGGCCCUGCCCGCCGAGGGCUGCGCCGGACCCCCGCCCUACUACUGCGAGAUCAAGCAGGAGGUGGACUCCCCCCAUCCGAAGAUCUACGCCCGGGAGGGCAACGACCCCUACUCGGUGCGAGUGGAGGAUGGAGCAGGUGGUGGGACGCUCCCCCCUGGUCCAGCCAAGCAGUACUACAAGGAGGAGAAGGAUGGUGGUCCAGGUGCUGUCUGUAAGAUGGAAGGCGAAGAGUCCGAGGAGGACCUGGACAGCCAGGGCUCGUACAACCGGGAGCAGAUCAUCGUGGAGGUGAACCUCAACAACCAGACCCUCAAUGUCUCCAAGGGCAUGGAGGGGAAGGCAGCCGCCAGCGAGGCGGCCGUGAUGGGGCGGCCUGACGGUGACGGACGCGACACAGAGGAGGAUGGGGAGGAGGAGAACGAGGAAGGAGAGGAGGAGGAGGAAGAGGAGGAGGAUGCAGAGGUGGGCGAAGAGGAAGAGGAGGAACACAGUGAGGAGGAAGACCUGGAGGAGACGACGGAAGAAGAGGACGAUGAUGACGAUGAUGAAGACGCGUCAGAGGUGAAAAGGGAAAAGGGUGGGCAGACCCGCAGAGGCAGCCGGGCAUCCAAAGCCACCAAACCUGCCAUGGCGACCAGGUCCCAGGAGAUGGCCAAGGCGGAAGAGGAGGAGGAGGAGGAGGAAGAGGAAGGCCAGCGAGGGAGGAAAAGGAAAAAGGAACAGGACGGUUUGGGCCAGAAGGUGAAGCUGGAGGAGAAGCAGCACUACCCAUGCAAGAAGUGCCCCCGGGUCUUCAACAACCGCUGGUACCUGGAGAAGCACAUGAACGUCACGCACAGCCGCAUGCAGAUCUGCGACAAGUGUGGCAAACGCUUCCUGCUCGAGAGCGAACUGCUGCUGCACCACCAGACCGACUGUGAGAAGAACAUCCAGUGCGUGACGUGCGGGAAGGGGUUCAAGAAGCUCUGGUCCCUCCAUGAGCACAACAAGAUCGUCCAUGGCUACGCUGAGAAGAAGUUCUCCUGUGAGAUCUGCGAGAAGAAGUUCUACACCAUGGCCCACGUGCGCAAACACAUGGUUGCUCACACCAAGGACAUGCCAUUCACCUGCGAGACCUGCGGGAAGUCCUUCAAGCGCAGCAUGUCCCUCAAGGUCCAUUCGCUCCAGCACUCCGGGGAAAAGCCUUUUAAAUGUGAG
Molecule: messenger RNA, 1632 nt
Organism: Tauraco erythrolophus (red-crested turaco)
Lineage: Eukaryota; Metazoa; Chordata; Aves; Musophagiformes; Musophagidae
Source: RefSeq, a predicted model, not a curated record